AGUUCCCUUUCAUGGGGCCUUUAAUCAGGCGAGGAGGAGGCAACGGAGCCCGUCCCACCAAGGUCCCCGUUUACAGUGUAUUUAUUCAUGGCUUUGUGUCGCUGUGCCCAAAGUGCCUGACAGAAACACCUGAAUGGGAGAGGCGUUUGGGGUUUUGGCGAAAAAGACGUUGCAGAGUGGCUUCGUUGGGUGGCAAAAGUGUGAGCUGAAAACCGUUCACAACCUACUGACCAGGAAGCUGGGAGGGUGGGCGUAGGGACUGGGCUAUGUCCUCCAAAGGUCCUAAAGACCGCAGAGCCUCUCAGAAUACUGCCACCAGACAGGGACUGUGUGCUCAGGACGAGCCCAUGGGGGCAUCUCAUAGUCAAGCCAUAACAUGGUGGGACGCAGAUGAAAGAUGGAGCCUUGGCAUUUAAAGCUAACAGCAAUGGCAGGAGCCUCGUUGACAGGAGGAAUAAAUAGCACACUGCCAGCCAGAGCUCCGCUGUGCCUGUGUGGCCUGGGUAGACUGGUCUCUCGUGUUCAGUCUGUCUCCUGCAUGCUCUGGAGUCCCAGGAGAGGGCCCCCUGACUGCAUCCUGGGUCUAUUUCACGAGGACAGUGUGAGUUUGGGCAGGGAAGUGAGUGUUGUACUCAUGUGCUCAGAAGCUGGCAGUCUCGGUCAGGGAACCAGGACAGAAGCACAAACUGGGCUUGAGAGCCCAGGCGACAGUGGGAAGACCUGGCUGAGCGGAAGACAGGCAGCAUCAAGGGGUGUCUGCAGAGAGGUCAGCACCGCACAGCUGCCCAAGCACGGGGACCAGUGGCGGCUUUAAGCUCUCAGGGUACCCGGGUCAUUUGGAGCCAGGAGGGAGAGUGUCGGAGGCACGCAGGAUACUUCCCGCUGUGCCAAGGAGGUGAGCUACUGUGUUGGUGCUGGGAACUGAACCUGGGUCCUCUGGAAGAGCAGCCAGCUCUCCAAACAGCUGAGCCAUGUCUCCAGCCCACCUUACCUUUUCAGAUCACCUUGGCAGACUUAAUUUUUAUGUGUUAACAGCGAGUAAGAUCGGUUGAAGUUGGUGUUAUUUUGUAAACAGGGACAUCGCUUCACAGGGCAGCUGAUUGAUUUGCCAGUUUGUGGUGGAUCCUAGCAGAGAAUUGGGGGUCUAGGCCCCUAAGCAGGGUGUGGGGAAGAGCUGGGGUCGCCCAGCCUGACCUGAGUUGUUACAUCACCCCAAGUGUGACGGGUCACCCAAGAGUUUGUCAUCCUCCUUCUCAUUUCUCCUCUUGCCUGUGAGUACCCUGCCAGGGCUUCGCUCUCUUGUUCCCAGGGCCUGACACCCAAGGCCAUGGAGCCGCCCGCGGGGGGCACUGGAAGCCUGAGGCCAGCGGCUGGUGAUGAUUGCAGCGUGGAGCUGGGCACCUGCCACGAGCUUCUGCACCGACUUCGGGAGCUGGAGGCAGAGAACUCGGCACUCGCCCAGGCCAAUGAGAACCAGCGGGAGACUUACGAGCGCUGUCUGGAUGAGGUGGCCAACCACGUGGUGCAGGCACUACUGAACCAGAAGGACCUGCGAGAGGAGUGUAUCAAGCUGAAGAAGAGGGUGUUUGACCUGGAGCGACAGAACCAGAUGCUGAGCGUACUCCUGCAGCAGAAACUGCAGCUCACAGCCAACUCCCUCCCUCAGAUCCCGUUCACCCCGCUCCAGACACCAUCCGAACCACCAGCCUCCCCGUCCCUGAACGCUGCUGAGGAACCAGCCGCCUCGCUGCCCUUAGGACACAGUGCUGGGCAAAGAGAGGUGUGUUGGGAACAGCAGUUGCGGCCAGGAGGCCCAGGCCCCCCAGCCACUCCACCUCCAGUGCUGGAUGCCCUGUCCCCAUUUCUGCGGAAGAAAGCUCAGAUUUUAGAGGUGCUUCGAGCCUUGGAGGAGACUGACCCUUUGCUCCUGUGCUCACCCGCCGCCCCCUGGCGGCCCCCAGGCCAGGGCCCCAGCUCCCCAGAGCCCAUCAAUGGCGAGCUCUGUGGCCCACCCCAGCCUGAGCCCUCACCCUGGGCACCCUAUCUGCUGCUCGGCCCUGGGAGCCUCGGGGCACCGCUGCACUGGGAGCGACUCUUGGGGGGCUCCGGGGAAGAAGGAGGCAUCCGGCAACCCUGGGCUCCCAGCAGGGCGCCCCCACCAGCCCAAGGCCCCAGCUCUGGCCCACACUGCGCCCCAGGCAGUAGCUCCUCCUCCUCUUCUGACGAAGCAGGGGACCCCAAUGAGGCACCCAGCCCUGACAGCCUACUAGGUGCCCUGGCCCACAGGCAGGUGAACCUGGGCCAACUCCUGGAAGACACGGAGACUUACCUCCAGGCUUUCCUGGCUGGGGCUGCAGGCCCUCUCAAUGGUGACCACCCAGGUGCUGGGAAGCCAUCCUCACCAGAUCCAGGACCCCCACAGCUGUCCAAGUCCAAAGGCCUCCCAAAGUCAGCUUGGGGUGGGGGUACCCCAGAGGCCAACAGGCUGGGAUUUGGUGCUACCUCAGAGGGCCAGGGGCCCCUUCCCUUCCUCAGCAUGUUCAUGGGUGCAGGGGAUGCCCCACUGGGCUCCCGGCCUGGCCACCCCCAUUCUUCAUCUCAGGUGAAAAGCAAGCUCCAAAUUGGGCCCCCUUCUCCCGGGGAAGCCCAGGGACCCCUUCUUCCCUCUCCAGCCAGAGGUCUCAAGUUUCUCAAGCUGCCUCCAGCCUCAGAGAAGGUCCCCAGCCCAGGAGGCCCCCAGCUCAGCCCCCAGCUCCCCCGGAGUUCUCGCAUCCCCUGUCGCAGCAGUGGCUCCGACGGCAGCCCCUCCCCACUGCUGGCCCGCAGGGGUCUGGGUGGAGGAGAGCUGUCCCCAGAUGGACAGAUGGACAGGCUGCCCAGCAGCCCUUCACCCUGCUCUGCAGUCCCAGACUCUGCGCAGCUCAGACCCUCCCCCUCAGCUGUGUCCACUACGCUGUCCCCAGGACCAGCAGCGUCUCCCUGCUUUGACAACAUCCUGGACCUUUCCCGGAGCACCUUCAGAGGGUCGUCCCCAGAGCCACCUCCAUCCCCGCUGCAGGUGACCCCCUACUCACAACUGACUCUGGAGGUACCCCAGGCCCCUGAGGUCCUCAGGAGCCCUGGGGCCCCUAGCCCUGGCAUCUCAGAAUCCUGCCCCUAUGGAAGCCCCCAGGAGAAGAGUCUAGACAAGGCAGGCCCUGAGUCUCCCCAUCCCAGCCGCAGGACUCCAGGUAGCUCAUCCAGGAAGCCUGGCCAGGGAUCAGGGCGGCGACCUGGUGACCCUGGCCACACACCUCUGCGGGACAGAUUGGCAGCCCUUGGAAAGCUGAAGACAGGCCCCGAGGGGCCUCUAGGUCCGGAAAAGAAUGGAGUGCCAGCCCGGCCUGGCACUGAGAAGGCCAGGGGGCUAGGGCGGUCGGGAGACAGUACUGGAGACAUGCCUCCCGCCACGAGGCCUCUUGAACAGCCAGAAGCCAAGGGCGUCCUGAGAGGAGCCGUGGCCUUAGGCACAAGCAGCCUGAAGCAGCAGGACCUGGGACUGACGGACCCUGGGGCCCGAGUCUACUCGUCCCACUCCAUGGGGGCUCGAGUGGACCUGGAACCCAUCUCACCAAGGAGCUGCCUCACCAAAGUGGAGCUGGCCAAGAGCCGGCUGGCCGGGGCUCUGUGUCCCCAGAUGCCCCGCACGCCUGUAAAAGUGCCAACCCCAGCCCCCAGCCUGAGCAAGCCCAAGAGCCCUCACAGCAGCCCCACAAAGCUGCCCUCCAAGUCACCCACCAAGGUGGUACCCCGGCCCGUAGCGCCCCUGGGCACCAAGGAGCCCUCCAAGCCUGACAAAGGGAAGGGCCCACCUUGGGCAGAUUGUGGCGGCACCGCUGGCCAGCCCGCAUCCCCAGUGCACGGCCCCGCCGCCGAUCCAAGCCAGGGCUCCGAGGGGCCGGCCCCACACUCGGCCAUUGAGGAGAAGGUGAUGAAGGGCAUCGAGGAGAACGUCUUGCGACUCCAAGGUCAGGAACGGACACCAGGCUCCGAAGCCAAGCACCGCAACACCAGCAGCAUCGCCAGCUGGUUUGGCCUUAAAAAGAGCAAGCUGCCGGCUCUGAACCGCCGCGCAGAGGCUACCAAGAACAAGGAAGGGGCCGGCGGAGGCUCCCCGCUCCGGAAAGAAGUCAAGACGGACGCCCGGAAGCUGGAGGCUGAGAGCCUCAACAUCUCCAAGCUGAUGGCGAAGGCCGAAGACCUGCGCCGGGCUCUGGAGGAGGAGAAGGCCUACCUGAGCAGCAGGGCCCGCCCACGGCCGGGGGGUCCAGCCACAGUGCCCAGCUCAGGUCUGGGGCAGGUGCAAGGCCAGCUAGCCGGCAUGUACCAGGGCGCAGACACCUUCAUGCAACAGCUACUGAACAGGGUGGAUGGCAAGGAGCUGCCCCCCAAGAGCUGGCCCAAGCCUGAGUAUGGGGAUUUCCAGCCAGUGUCCACUGACCCCAAGAGUUCCUGGCCUGCCUGUGGGCCCCGGAACGGCCUGGUAGGCCCUCUUCAGGGCUGCGGAAAACCUUCUGGAAAGCCCGGCAGUGAGCCAGGUAGGCGGGAAGAGAUGCCCUCAGAGGACAGCCUGGCCGAGCCGGUUUCCACCGCACACUUUACAGCCUGUGGCUCCUUGACUCGGACCUUGGACAGUGGCAUUGGGACCUUCCCACCCCCAGAUCACGGCAGCAGUGGAACCCCCAGCAAGAAUCUCCCCAAGACCAAGUCAAUGCGCCUGGAGCCCCCUCCAGGGGCACCCCCAGCUCGGCCUCCAGCCCUCACCAAAGUCCCUCGACGUGCCCACACGCUGGAGCGGGAGGUGCCAGGCAUUGAAGAGCUGCUGGUGAGUGGGCGGCACCCCAGCAUGCCAGCCUUUCCUGGACUGCUCACUGCUCCUUCCGGCCACCGAAGCCAUCAGACCUGUCCUGAUGAUCCCUGUGAAGACCCAGGCCCUCCCCCACCUGUCCAACUGGCCAAGAACUGGACCUUCCCCAACACCAGAGCAGCUGGAAGCUCCAGUGACCCCUUCCUGUGCCCACCCCGACAGCUGGAGGGACUGCCUAGGACCCCCAUGGCCCUGCCCGUGGACCGGAAGCAGAGCCUGGAGCCCAGCUGCACAUCUACGCCUCAGGGCCCAGCGUUUGGGGGCAGUCGUACCCCCAGCACAUCGGACAUGGGCGAGGAAGGCAGAGUGGCCAGUGGAGGAGCCCCCGGGCUGGAGACCUCAGAGUCUCUAAGUGACUCACUCUAUGACUCACUGUCAUCCUGUGGGAGUCAGGGCUGAGGGGCCGCACCCACUACAGUCCCUUCGGAGCUAGGGACCCCAGACUGGGCCUGCUUUCAUGCUUCAUCCCUCGGAGCCAGUGAGGCUCAAUCUGAAGGGACCAAGGAGAAGGUGGAUAAGAAGGUGACAGGGGUCCCUGGCAUACCCCACUGCUGCUGUGGAUGAGACAACCAUGCUCAGCUCAGGGAGAGACCUCACCCCUGGUCCCUUGACUCGCCCAGAGUCAGGCUCUUCUCUAAGGGACUGGGGGCCCCAGGCUGCUUUGUCCCAGCUCCCACUUCAGGCGGAGCCAUCUGUGGUGCUGGGCUUCCUGCCCGCCAUCUCUGCCCAACCUGGCUGCAACCCUGCCCCAGAGCCCCCGGGGGGCCAAUUUUGGAAGCCCCAGGCUUGUGGAGUUUGGGGGUGAGGGGGACAAGUUGCCUUCUUUUCUGCCCUGGUCCUCCCUGCUAUCUGAAUGGUGCUGCUUCCCUUCCCCACGUCUUUGGGGUCUGUUUGUCUGUCUUCAUCUUCGUUUAUAUAUAUA
Messenger RNA from Peromyscus eremicus (cactus mouse), 5828 nucleotides. It is a transcript of the gene Nckap5l, whose product is annotated as NCK associated protein 5 like. The transcript is spliced from 11 exons. NCBI's taxonomy places the organism in Eukaryota, Metazoa, Chordata, Mammalia, Rodentia, Cricetidae. Gene Ontology annotation, biological process: microtubule bundle formation; microtubule depolymerization. The record is from RefSeq and is a predicted model, not a curated record. Gene Ontology annotation, cellular component: microtubule plus-end. Bases 1328 to 5305 code for a protein of 1325 amino acids.